This is a messenger RNA of Fusarium subglutinans, 1251 nucleotides long. RefSeq names its product DSF2. NCBI's taxonomy places the organism in Eukaryota, Fungi, Ascomycota, Sordariomycetes, Hypocreales, Nectriaceae. The record is from RefSeq and is a predicted model, not a curated record. The transcript has 7 exons. The coding region runs from base 1 to 1251 and encodes 416 amino acids. Gene Ontology annotation, molecular function: protein binding.
AUGGGCAUACGCGAUAUUCUCAAGAAGAAGGACGACCUCUCCACAGGCCAACCGCCUGAGAGAGGCACUAUCGAUCACCUGGCAGCCCCCGAAUUUACCAUCAUCCGCUCCGAUACCUCAACCCAAGAGCGCAUCUACCCGCCCUCGCUGAAGUCUGUCGACAAUCUACAUCUCGCAGUCCAAGAACCCAAAGAAAAAGACAAGCCUCGACGAUCCCUCGAUGUCUUCCGAUCCGGUCGAUCGCGCUCUGCUUCAGAGUCGAGCCAGACAAAGAAAGAGAGCGGCGCCCGUCGUCUGUCUCAGCGACUGCACCUGAGCCGGGCACCUCCAUCGUCCGAGAACGUCCCCGAGAACCUGCCCGACAUUGUUACAUCAGAUGAGGCGCAGUGGGAGAAGCGCGCGACUAUGCUGGCGGGUCAGAAUAACCGCGCCAGGAGCAACAGCAGGCCUGGCACGCCCUCGGACAGCAGUAGAGGCGAAGAGCGUGCUGUUUCGUCGCAGCAGAUUGAUCAGGAUAUUCAAGAAGCCAUUCGCCUGCACGAGGAGGGGAAUCUGGAGUUGUCGACACGCAUGUUUGGGCGCCUGGCUGAUCCUCAAGGCGCCAACAACCCGCUCAGCCAAGUGUUGUACGGCCUUGCUUUAAGACACGGAUGGGGUUGCGCUCCAGAUCCAGAGGGUGCCGUCAAGUAUCUUUCAGCUGCAGCCUCCAAUUCUGCAUCGAUCGAGCAGAUGGCUCUCCAGGCGGGCAUGAAGAAGGGUGGAGCUGCAAAGGGAGAGCUUGUUCUCGCCAUUUUCGAGCUGGCCAACUGCUUCAGACAUGGUUGGGGCAUUGAAAAGGAUGCCUACGCCGCCAAGCAGUAUUAUGAGACUGCGGCGAAUCUAGGAGAUACUGAUGCCAUGAACGAGAUUGCCUGGUGCUACGUCGAAGGCUUCGGGUGUAAGAAAGACAAGAGCACUCUGUACAUGAGCCGUAUCGAGGCCAUGGCUGCAGAGAUGCUCUCGUUCGCUGCAGCUCGGUAUUAUCGACUGGCUGAGAAGGCCGGUAAUAAGACACUAGGGAACUCUUGGCUCUCGUCGACUCCGCUUUGCCCGGGAGCUACAGGACCUGGUGCCACGGAGGGCGUUCUAUCGAUUGGUCUUGACCCCCCAUCAUGCAUCAUACAAUUCGAUGGACAACCGCUGAUUCAAGCAUCUUGCAUUAGGAUCUGGAAGGAGAAGUACGACCCUCCGGGCGAGGGCAACCGCAAGUAG